Pocillopora verrucosa is the source of this 1752-nucleotide messenger RNA. The record is from RefSeq and is a predicted model, not a curated record. NCBI's taxonomy places the organism in Eukaryota, Metazoa, Cnidaria, Anthozoa, Scleractinia, Pocilloporidae.
AUGAGCGGAAAGCGGCUUAAGCCGUUUUCUUUCGACGCUACUUUUGUAGACAAAAGUGGAAAGAAAUCGAGGAAAACUUUUUCGCUAACGGCGGAAUCCACGCUUCGUACCCCACGAACCUGUUCAGUUGAAAAUGAACAACCUGAGAUCGUCGAACCUUUCUCGUUUGAGGAGUUUAGUGAGAGCGGUUCUGGUCUAUCUUCGUACGAGAAAAGACAUAUCGCCAACAUCCAGAAAUGGGACAACAUAAGAAGACAGUUGUUUGAUUCUUAUGUGGAGGAAUGCUGUUUUCCGACUGACACAACAUGUGUUUACUGCCUCCAAGAACCAGCAACACUGCGAUGUCAAUAUUGUGGCCCCAAGCAGUACUUCUGCCUUGAAUGUGCUAAUAUUUUGCACAGUGUGAGGAACCAUUUUCAUGUUUUGGAAAAAUGGAAGGAGGGGAUGUUCACCCCUUAUGUGGUCAACGGAUUACCAUUAGGUUUCCAAUGCAACUGUGGAUCUGCUGAAGCAAGAGACAUUGUGUGUAUUGAUGAGCACGGUAUGAGAAUGUUUAGCUUUGCACAUAGUAAUCUGCAAUCAGUAUUCAAAAAAGUUUGGUUUUGUAACUGCUAUCACCCAACCACAACACUAAUAAAGAACAACUUGUGGCCAGCAUCUCCUGAUAAACCUGCCACAGCCUUCACAUUUUAUUUAAUGGAUCUGAUGGAAACAGUGUUCUUGCACUGCAAAGUUUCCCUCAGAGAAUUUUGUGAAGCCGUUGAACUGUUAAGGCCCUCGUUACAACCAAGAAUGGUUUUUUCAAUAUAUCAACUCCUAAAUCAAGCAUCUUUUGAAGAGUACAGGUACUUCAAGUAUCAAAUUAAGAAAAUGACUCAGUGCUUCCCAGACCUCUGGAAUGGUACAGUUUGUCCGCUUUGUCCAAAGGAAAAUGGAAUUUUGAUAGAGAGCAUGGAUGCAUGCUUUGGUCUUUCCAGGAAGAAAUGCCAGGGACUGAAAUCAAUAGGAGUUCCAAAACAUGGACAGCUGAUGUUUGCAGACCAAGAUGAUGUUGACAAUUUUGUAAAUGGCUACUGUGAACGUGCUUCUGAGGUUUCAAAGGACUGCAGCUCAUUUCAUGCUGGUGAACUUGCAAGCUCCAUUAGAUCAAAAGGAAAGAAUAAACUUUUUGAUGAGAAAGGAGUCUUUGGUCGUGUCUGCAGACAUGACUUCCCCAAAGGAUUUCAUAGCAUCAAACAUGGUGAAAGGAUUGGUUAUCCACUUUACGAGGUUAAGCGCUUUCUUGACGAGAACAAUAAAAGUCUAAAGUUUGUCAUGCUCUAUGACAUUGCAUGCAUAUUGUCCUCACAUAUGAAGAAAAAUGCACAAGAAUUACUGUUCAACCCAACCCAGUUGACCUUGGGUAUACCAAUUUUUCACUGUUAUGGUCACAAAGCUUCAUGUCAGAUCAAGUAUUCACCAAGACGUAUUGAUGGAAUUGGUCUCACAGAUGGUGAGGGUACUGAGAGGCUUUGGGCUUUCCUUCGUGACUAUUCUAGGAUAACAAAGGAAAUGGCAGCAGAUAAAAGAAUUGAUGUCCUUACUGAUGGUCUUUUGCACUACGGAGAUCAACUCCGUGAAAAGUUUGGACCUUCGUUGAAGAGAAAGUUUAGACGAAGUAAAGAAAUUCUCCAAAACUCAACUGAAAAAAUUGAUUCCCUGUGCAAGUCUUUGUCAGAACCUGUUACAGAGCAAGAUAUUGAGAAUCUGUAG